AUGGGCUUAGCACCAGUGACAACACAGUUUGACAUCCAAGAAGAGGAGGAAACAGAACUUAAAGAUAAUAUAGACAUUGAUAUUCCAAAUGUGGAUGAAUCUGAAUCAUUGCUUUCAAAUGUGGUCUCCGAUGUUAACAAAACACUCACUAGUCUAUACAACACAGUAACAUUGGCCAAUGUUACAGCAGAAAACAAAACACAAAUAGCAAAUGAAACAAGAAAAUUAGUCAAAUGUAGGGAGAUUGUGUACGACCCAACUGAGGACACAGAACCAACAGUAGAAAUUAUAAAUGGAACUCAUCUUGCUAAAUUGUUACAAAUCAAACCAGACAUAACCAGUCGAGACACUGAAGCCGAUUGUGUACUUGUCCUCUUCUAUGCCAGAGCAUGCCCAUUUAGCGCACAUGCAGCACCUCACUUCAAUGCACUUGCACGAUCAUACCCCAGUGUAAAAAUGGUAGCGCUAGAUGCCCUAAAGUACAGCGGAACCAAUACUCAGUAUGGCAUUGUUGGUGUGCCAACACUAAAAAUGUUCCAUAAUGGACGGCCUGUUGGAAAAUUUAAUGGCACGGAAUAUAACAUCCAAUCGUUUAGUAAGUUUGUUCAUGCCAUAACUGGUCAGUAUCCCGUAAGACUGCUUGUCACAUCCAAAGAUUUUCAAGGUCCUGUAUCUAGUGUUGUGGAGAAAGAGACUGAUUAUUUUCUUGUACUGUCAUGGCUAUUUAUUAUAAUUUGUUCAAUUUAUUAUUUCAUGCAGUCAAAAUGGUGGAGGAUGAUAGUGGAAAUGAUACAAAAUAAUUGGAGAGAAUCAGAGGCUCAACAUGAGCAUAAUGAUUAG
Messenger RNA from Arctia plantaginis, 840 nucleotides. The record is from the annotation of a GenBank genome assembly. NCBI's taxonomy places the organism in Eukaryota, Metazoa, Arthropoda, Insecta, Lepidoptera, Erebidae.